Oikopleura dioica is the source of this 645-nucleotide messenger RNA. Lineage: Eukaryota; Metazoa; Chordata; Appendicularia; Copelata; Oikopleuridae. The record is from the annotation of a GenBank genome assembly.
AUGAAGCCCAUUCAAAAACGACGAAGAAGGGAUUCCAUCUUCUCCCAAUUUGACGAGUUGAACCAGAUGAUCUGCGAAGAAUUGCGAGAAAAGUUCCCACUUUCCGAACCGCGGGAACCUCAAAUGAUGCCAAGAAAGAAGACACAGCCCGAGGAAGCCCUUACUCGUACCUUACCCCUCCAAAGUUUUGUCAGCGAAACAAAACGGACAGCCCCGGAGGAAGUAAUCGUCCUUUCAUCAGACGAAGAAGAUACAGUCGAACCUCCACGGAAGCAACGAAAAUCGAGCAAACAGGAGUCACCGAAGAAGGCGGAGGAAAAGAAAGUCCACGAGACAAUCUCUGAGAAAGUAAAAAGAAGACGCAGUGCAAAGAUUCCAGAGGGCUUCCUGUUUUAUGAAGAAUCUCACGAAGACGAGAUCUACACCGUCGAGAAAAUUAUCGGAAAACGUUACGUCUGGGGAAAGAUUCAAUACAGAGUCCUUUGGAAGAAUUGGAACAUUGACGCGGCAACUUGGGAGCCUCUCAAGAAUUUGACUGACUGCGAGAAAGAGAUCAAAGAAUACGAAAAGGAGCGUGCUGAGAAUCUACUGAACGGAAAAAGAAGAGAUAAAAAGGGCCGUUUUCUUCCUGCACGAUCUGUCUAA